AUGGAAGACACCUUUUUGAUCAGCACUCCAUUCAAAACGAUAAAAGUGCAUCCAGUGGUUCCCUUUAUUAUUCUGGACCAAUAUGUCCGUAGACCCGAAGGAAAGAAGCAUGUUAUGGGAACGAUUAUGGGCUCACUGAACAAUGGAGUAUUAGAAAUUACAAACUGUUAUGGGGUGAAUUAUGAGUUUGCGGAUGGAGAAAUUGUGGUGGAUAACAAAGAAGCGAUGGCUUUUAAUGAAAAGAUGAAGCAACUUUAUGCUAUUUCCAACAAAUCAGAGGUCGUUUUGGGAUGGUUUUCCACCGUUGAUUCACCGGUGGUUGCACAGGAGAACUGGUUCCAACUGAACGAGUACUAUAGAAGUUGCUGCCAGCUUUUUAAACCUGUAAUACUGACUUUGAUCUUUUUGUCUAUGAAUGUAUCGCUUGAAAGACCGAAGCUCGAUUUGGAGGCGAUGUCUGUGACAUCCGUGGUUCUCAACGAAACUGUUCUGGCCAUUAAAAUGACGAAGCUUCCGGUUAUGAUCUCCGCGUCGUCCGUGGAGAACCAAGUGAUCCGAAGCCUGCUCGAUUUUGAGAAUGCGAUCAUCGAGAUCAACUCUGCGGAAGUGUACAAUGAUCUGGUCGGUCUGAAAGCAAUGAUGAGGGAUUUGAUGAGCACGUUGGAGGACGCGGAGAAGUACAUUCGCAGCGUGCUGGAUGGAACCCUGAAGCCUUCGAGCGAGGACAGCCACAAGGUGUUCAACGCGCUUUUCUCCAUUCCUCAGGUGUCUCACGAGGAGUUCAAGCAAAUGUUCGACUCGAAACUGCAGGACUUUGCGAUGGUUUCGUAUUUGAGUUCGCUUGCGUUGAACCAGGUGGAGAUUGCGGAGAAGGUGAACAGUAAAGUGGCUAGUCGAAAUUAA
Messenger RNA from Blastocystis hominis, 903 nucleotides. RefSeq lists its product as hypothetical. Gene Ontology annotation, biological process: translational initiation. The coding region runs from base 1 to 903 and encodes 300 amino acids. The record is from RefSeq and is a predicted model, not a curated record. Gene Ontology annotation, cellular component: eukaryotic translation initiation factor 3 complex, eIF3m. The transcript has 7 exons. NCBI's taxonomy places the organism in Eukaryota, Bigyra, Opalinata, Blastocystidae. Gene Ontology annotation, molecular function: translation initiation factor binding; metallopeptidase activity; translation initiation factor activity.